Tachyglossus aculeatus (Australian echidna) is the source of this 3218-nucleotide messenger RNA. It is a transcript of the gene CRISPLD2, whose product is annotated as cysteine rich secretory protein LCCL domain containing 2. Bases 292 to 1785 code for a protein of 497 amino acids. Gene Ontology annotation, cellular component: extracellular region. The record is from RefSeq and is a predicted model, not a curated record. Lineage: Eukaryota; Metazoa; Chordata; Mammalia; Monotremata; Tachyglossidae. The transcript has 15 exons.
AGCUACUCCUCCGCCCCAGCCUAUAAAUGCGGCAGGACCGGCUGGUCCAGACUCUACUUACUCCUAGACGACAGCACACAACUCAGCCUGGGCCCUGCUUCGUCGAGGAGGAGGAGGAAGGGGCUCCCUCUCAAACAGGGCCUUCACCCUUUCUCUGCUUCGGCCUAGAAGGAGUUAAACCGGUCGAGGGGGUCGCCUUUGGGGAGAUCUGUUAAGAGCCCUGCAGCUGCCUUCAAGGAAAAUACUAAGUGCUGCCUCUCUGUCCAGUUUCCCAUCAAGUAGAGAGAAACCAUGAGUGCUGCCAUGUCUUGGAUCCUUCCUUUGGGAUUAGUGCUUGUCCUAAGUGAAACCCAGGGGUUUUUCUUACCCAAUGCCACUCAUUUGGAGAAGCUUCUGAGCAAAUAUCAGAAUGAUCAGCCUCAUUCCAGAGCCAGGAGAGCCAUCGCCAGGUCAGACAAAGAAGAGAUAUUGAUGCUCCACAACAAGCUGAGAGGCCAGGUCUACCCGUCGGCAUCAAAUAUGGAAUACAUGACCUGGGAUGAUGAGUUGGAGAAGUCGGCAGAAGCCUGGGCCCAUGAAUGCAUCUGGGAACAUGGACCCACUACUCUACUGAUGUCCAUUGGACAGAAUCUAGCAGUUCACUGGGGCAGGUACCGUUCUCCUGGCUUCCAUGUCCAGUCUUGGUACGAUGAAGUUAAAGAUUAUACCUACCCAUACCCCCAUGAGUGUAAUCCCUGGUGUCCAGAGAGAUGCUCUGGGACCAUGUGCACUCAUUAUACCCAGAUAGUUUGGGCCACUACCAACAAGGUUGGCUGUGCUGUGAACACCUGCAGGAGGAUGAACGUGUGGGGAGAAGUGUGGGAGAAUGCUGUCUACCUCGUCUGCAAUUAUUCCCCAAAGGGGAACUGGAUUGGAGAAGCUCCUUAUAAAAACGGCCGUCCUUGCUCAGCGUGCCCACCCAGCUACGGAGGCAGCUGCAAGAACAACCUGUGUUACCGAGACGAGACCUAUGGUCAAAACCCAGAGACAGACGAGACGAAUGAAGUCGAGGUGGCUCAGAUUCCCGAGGAAAAACAUGUGUGGAUCCAAGAGAAGGUAACCAAACCCACGAAGCCCAGGAAAACCACUGUGGACAAUUACAUGGCACAAGUCAUUAAGUGUGAAACCAAAAUGAGGGACAAAUGCAAAGGUUCAACUUGCAACAGGUACCAGUGUCCAGCAGGCUGCCUGAACAACAAGGCAAAGAUCUUUGGAACUCUUUUUUAUGAAAGUUCAUCCAGCAUUUGCCGGGCAGCAAUUCAUUACGGGGUCAUAGAUGACAAAGGAGGUCUGGUAGAUAUCACCCGAAGGGGCAGAGUCCCCUUUUUUGUGAAGUCUGAAAGGAAUGGAAUUGAAUCUUCUAGUAAAUACAAGUCUUCCAACUCCUUCAUGGUUUCCAAAGUUACAGUGCAGACUCUGGAUUGUUACAGUACGGUGGCGGAACUGUGUCAGUUUGACAAACCAGGAACCCAUUGCCCAAGAAUUUACUGUCCAGCUCACUGCAAAAAUGAACCAUCCUAUUGGGCCCCAGUGUUCGGCACCAACAUUUAUGCAGAUAAUUCUAGUGUUUGCAAGACAGCAGUGCACGCUGGAGUCAUUAAAGAUGAAACUGGAGGGUACGUCGAUGUGAUGCCCGUAGAUAAGAAGAAGAUUUAUGUCGGUUCAAUGAGGAAUGGCAUUCAGUCUGAAAGCUUGAGGACUCCUCGUGAUGGGAAGGCUUUCCGAAUCUUCGCGGUGAAGCAGUAGACCUCCAGGGCCAGCAAAGAAGUGCGCUUCUUCAGGAGACUGAUUUUCUUAAAACUCUUUUUGUUUUUGUUUUUGCAAGUUGGAGAGGCAGGAAACUUAUCAAAUGGCAUUGGCUAUGGCAUCCGGUCUGAGCAAACCCGCCCCAUUCAUCUCCUUUAUGGAGAACCACCCAGGUUUUAGCAGCUGCCCACAUCUCAUCUCCACCAGUUCAGCAUCUCUGUUUCUCCCCGGGACAUCCGGCAUUCAGAGGGAAGGCGCCUAACCCAAGCCAUCAGCACUUCCGAACGUGGGCAUCCCUUGGUGACACCCUGGGACUGCUGCCAAUGCUCAGGUGGCCUGUUAAUAGGAGGCUACCUCAAAUCUCUGGCAAGCCAACCACCCCCUGAUAUGGAAGUCAGGCACCUCAGAAACAGAAAGAGAGGAAUUUUCUCACAGCUUCAUGUGUGUUGGGGGAUGAGGGUGGGAAAUGGGGGACAGGGCAGAGGGAUGGUUUUGUAGAAUGUGGUUUGGGAUGAAAUGGUUUAUCGUUUGGUUCAGGCCAGCUCAGCUGGUGAGUUCAGGGUGAUAUGGCAGGUUAUAUUGUGGGUGAGAGGGAUCGAGUCAGGCAGGAUGAAGAAUGCGGUGUGCGGAAUCGUAAACACAGGAGCUCUACCAAUGGAGAAAUGUGGGAUUAAGUGUUUGCUGGUCAAACAAUCUGUAGGGAAUAAGAGGCCUGAGUUACCUGUGGGAAAAUGAAGGAAUAAGGUUCCUGUUCUGGCACAUCUCCAUGGUACAGCACACAACCGGUUGUUGUUUUUAACAACCCAAUGCAGUUUAUUCUAUACAGCAGUGCUGGUUUUAUCUAGUUAAGCAAUGAUCCAAAAGAUCGAUGUUAUUUUGUCAUUCAUUUCAUUCAUGUGAAGUACGUUCGUUUUUCUCUUAUGUCUUUUUGUCGAGGGUUGGGGCUGAUGGACUUCUUUAGAGCUCAAACUUCAUUUGCCAGACCCUGAUUUCCAACAUUGGUGCAUCUGUGAGUGGUAUCCAAGAUUGAUCUUUUUGUAAGAUAUGGGAUUUGAAAUGGAUUUUUUUUAUAAUCCUCAGGAUCUUUAGGCUCUACUUGGAUCUUUAAGAUCUUCAUAAACAUUUUUUUUUUCAUGGGUUGGAUUUAAUUACAAUCAGGCAAGAAAAACUUGAUCUAUCUAAAUGUCCUUUUAGAGGAUAUGCACAGAUGUCCCAGCUUUGUGCUCACAAAUUCAUCCUUGGUUUUAAUAGCUGAGUUAUAGAGGGUAACCCAUGUGAAAUAUUUCCUACCUGGCUAGAUCUGGCUCCAAGAAACAGCAUUUGUCAAAGUUUCAAGGCUCAGGAGAACCCUGGGUCACACUAGUUUCUGUAAUAAUAAUGAUAGCAUUUAUUAAGUGCUUACUAUGUGCACAGCACUGUUCUAAGCGCUAGGG